Molecule: messenger RNA, 520 nt
Organism: Trichoderma harzianum CBS 226.95
Lineage: Eukaryota; Fungi; Ascomycota; Sordariomycetes; Hypocreales; Hypocreaceae
Exons: 1
Coding region: 159-452 (97 amino acids)
Source: RefSeq, a predicted model, not a curated record
AAUACCCCCUUUUCUCGAGGCACCCCCGGUGUAAUUCAUCACCGAGCUGGGCCCUCCUGUUUAUUGUGUUGGACGAGGACAUGUAAGAUGGAUUUAUCUUUUGAGUCUGGAUUUUUUUUGGUCCCCUGACAAUAUUGGUCACGACGGAUGAGAGGAAAAUGAAGUGUCUAUUUUUGUUGCCCAGGUUUUUCUUUUUUUUUACUUGGUUCCUUUUUUACCGGUUUUUUUUUUUUUUUAAACGCCCUUUGGGUCGCUCCUCGACCUUGCAGAGGAGCCAAUUCGGUGGGAUAUUCGGGAUCUGGGUGAAGAGGAAGGGGCCUAUGAGGAGUUUGAGUUUGGUUUCAUUCUGCUCAUACGCCAAUGCAUCGUCAUCCACGUCUGGAGGAGUUUAUCUGGUGAACCCCCUUGGAAUUUUGUGUUUUUGUUGUUUUACCCCAAUAUUAGUGCAAUGAGAGAGAUGAGAGAGAGAGAUGGAGUAGGGACAAAAGGACGGAUACACGACACCGACACCGAAACGGAU